AUGGCCUUUGACGCUGAAACUUUCAAGUUCGAAACCCCACAAUUCGACCCAAGAUUCCCUCACCAAAACCAAAGUAAGCACUGUGCUCAAGCAUACGUUGACUACCAUAAAUGUGUUAACGUUAAAGGUGAAGAAUUUGAACCAUGUAAAAUUUUCUUCAAGACUUUCACAUCAUUAUGUCCAGUCGAUUGGGUUGAAAAAUGGGAUGAUCAAAGAGAUGUUGGUAGAUUCCCAAUCAAGUUAGAUUAG
Molecule: messenger RNA, 249 nt
Organism: Dujonia railenensis
Lineage: Eukaryota; Fungi; Ascomycota; Pichiomycetes; Serinales; Debaryomycetaceae
Source: the annotation of a GenBank genome assembly